This is a messenger RNA of Rhincodon typus (whale shark), 5335 nucleotides long. Its product is annotated as cilia- and flagella-associated protein 69. Bases 2 to 2776 code for a protein of 924 amino acids. Gene Ontology annotation, biological process: response to odorant; positive regulation of flagellated sperm motility; olfactory behavior. Gene Ontology annotation, cellular component: non-motile cilium; sperm midpiece. The transcript has 23 exons. NCBI's taxonomy places the organism in Eukaryota, Metazoa, Chordata, Chondrichthyes, Orectolobiformes, Rhincodontidae. The record is from RefSeq and is a predicted model, not a curated record.
GAUGAGCAUCAAAAGGAGCAUUCCUGUGGUGAAGCACAUCAUCAGGGACAGCGAUCUGGUAACCAGACAGGAUAUAAGGCCUGUGGAUUUGAAUUGGGUCGUUAAUCUAAUAGAAGAUCGAUUCUCAUGCAACCUUGUUGAUAGACAUCUGCAUGCUUUGAAGAGGGUGGUGAAACAUUAUCAGUUUGGUUUUCCGAUUAAAGACUUGGUUCAAGUCUUUAAAAUUCUUAAUCUUUGUGCAGAAAAAGUAAAAGAUCAGGAUGCCUACAUACAGCCAAUAUGUGAAAUCCUCAAACUGUGUGGCUUACCGUUUCUAAAGAAGAAGUCAUCUGACGAGUCUAACUUUGCCCAAGUUGUCUCUGAGUCUAUUUCACAAAUGGGUUACUUGCUGAGGGUACCCAGUGCGGAGGUCCGAUUACAAAUCUGUGACUCCAUCAUGAGACUGUAUUCCAAAGAAUCACCUAAACAGGAAAUUGAAGAAUAUUAUCCAACAAGUAAAAGCUACAAUAUGCAAAUGAUUGAAGAGAGCGCUGUGGUAGAAACCCUGGUCAUGGGGCUUACCCUUGUUGGAAAUCAACCAAAAGUCAAGUUACGGAUAAUCCAGACCCUGCAGUGUCUUUCACGUUCAUCUGCUAUGAACUGUAACUUGAUGUUGAAUGCACUGGCAGCAAAUAAAAUCUGCCGCAUCCUGAAUGAUCCAGAUCCAUCUGGCCAACUUUUGUUUUGUUUGUCUGACGUCCUAUGGAACUUACUCGAACAGGCCUCUAAACAGGAACUUGUUAAACAGCUGAGUGAUUUUGAAUGUAUCUAUGCUAUGAAAGAAGCCUUUUUGAACCAAAUGGUAAAUGGUCAUAGUAAUUCCGACCGCCAGCUGCGAAAUGAUUUGCUAGUAAUAACUACAAAUCUAGCGGAGCAUCCUAUGAUUCCAUUGAUUGAAACAGGCUUUACUAAGCUACUGAUAAUGUUUGCUGUAUUUCCUGAAGUGAAGAGCCAUAACCCAUUGGUUCAGGGCCUUAAAAUUUCCAGCAAUCAUGAAGACUUUGAAAUGAAAAAAAUAUUCUUCAACUUGCUUGUUGCUUUGACAAAUGAUCUUGCUUCUGUACAGCUGCUUAGUGAAGGAGGAGCCUUACUGGCCCUGUUUCAUUACGUUCAACCAAAUGAGAAUCCUGGAAUUCGGGAUUGGUCUCCUGCCCAGUAUGAAGAGCUUCAGCUUCAUGCCUUGGCUACUUUGAUCUCAGUGGCUCCAGUCAUGGUGGAUGAUUACAUGAAAUGCCAAGGAAAUACCCGUCUUCUGCUUCUGUUGGAUUGGUGCGUAAGUCAAGAUCCAUAUUAUGGUAAAGGGAAUUCAUUCCAUGCUGCUGGUGGCCGUGGCAGUAAGAAAGCUCAAAUGUGCUACUGUCUAAGACUCCUAAGAUCUAUGGCAUCCCUUGGUGAAGAGUUGAUAAACCAGAAUUUGCUCGACCAAGGAAUUAUUUCUCAACUUCUAGAUAUUCUGAAAAUCAUGAUAAACAGCUCAGAGAAAGAAACAAAGAUUAAUUUGGAUGUGCAAACUGACAUCCUCAUCAUCUUAUCCAGCAUAUGUGAAAAUGAUAUUCAUAGAAAGGAGCUUUUUGGUGCCUUCGGAGUAGAUAUUCUGGCCAAUCUAUUAAAGAUUGACCCAAACAAGUUCUAUAGUGGCAAGGGUCACAACAAGCUUAUACUGGCAACCGUAGACUGUAUCUGGUGCUGCAUUGUUGGGUGCUACACAGCCGAAGACAGCUUCCUUGAAAUGGGAGGCAUUUUUCUUCUAUUAGAUUUGCUUGAAGCAAGCUCAAAGCGCAUGCAUGGUUUGAUACUUGGAACCCUACUUGAGUUAUGUGACAACCCAAAAACAACUUCUCACAUAAAUGUAUGGCGUGGAAAACAUGAUUCUACAGCAGCUAGUCUUCUACUACAUCUUUGGAGGGAAGAGGAGAAAGAAAUGCGAGUCAAGCGGGAUGAACAUGGGAGAAUUUUAGAUGCCAAAAAGCCUCUGCUUGGAAUUACACAGGAUGCAUAUGGAACAAUCACUUUACCAUCCAAUCGCCUCUGUCCUACAGUAAUUGAUCUUGCUGAAAAUUCAAGGGUGAAAAUUUAUUCUAUUUUCUGUAAAUUAGGUUUUGAAGAUCUACCUGGUUUGUCUGCACAUGAUUAUGUCACACUUGCCAUUGUACAUGGAUACCUAGAUUUCAUGGUGGGAUGCAUAUGGAAUGAAGUUGAGAAGGAACUUAAGCAGGAAUCAGUCCAUCCAGUUGCAGCAGAUUUGGACAGCAUGCAUAUUAUUUUGAAGCAUUAUGAGAAUCUUAGCCGGCAAAUUGCUCACUAUCAAACUGAUAUACUUGAAAACCAAGAAAAACAGGAUACAUACGAUGAGCAGAAAAUGUAUUCAGAGAUACAACACAACCACAAACAAAGAGAAAUGUUCAAGAAGUCAAGGCAGGAGUAUGUGGCCAGGACAUCAAACUAUGAAACCUUGAAGAAAGCUAAAAAGGAUCAAGAACAGGGCAUAGAAUUGUCCAAGGUGAAGAAGAAAGAUUUGAGUCUUAUUAUCCAUAAGACUGAAAUUGCAGGUUUACAUACAACUGGUUUCUGGGGACGUUUGGUGUCAAUACAAAGCACACCGAAGGAGUUACUAGGAGGUCCAUUUUCACCUGUAAAUCUCAUGACAAAGGAAAUGUGCAGAGAUGGUCCAGCAAUGAAAAAUGGGGAUACUGGAAGCAAACUUAAGGGUUCUUCAUGUUCUGUAUCUGUAAAAUGAGUUCUAGACAUUGAUUAGAUUAAAUUCUUUAUGGAUACAGUUUGUAGACUUCUAUCAUGUUUUAGUUUUUAGUUAAUUAAGAGCAAAUUUCUACGCAGCAAAUUGUUUUCGACUGACUAAAGUUAUUUACAGGCCUUUAUAUAAAUUUUGUGAACUUUAUAAAAGUCAAAGAGCAAAAUUAAGAAAAACUAUAAACAAAAACUGGAGGCAGUCAAUAGGCCAGAUAGCCCCUCCAGCAAAAACAAAGAAGUUAAUAUUCCACUUCCUGAAUUGCAUUUGCAAUAAGUAGAUGAUUAGUCACACAAAUAGAUAUAAAUGAGUAUAAUAUAGUUGGGAUUAUGGACAUGCGGCUGCAAGGUGACGAGGGUUGAAAGCAAAAUAUCCAGGGAUGUACAGUUUUUUUUUAUGAAGGACAGACAAAAAGGAAAGGGAGGUGCGGUAGUCUUGCUGGUUAAAUAGGAAUAUAAACCAAUAGCGAGGAAGGAUGUUAGAUAUUAGUGGAAACUGCGUGGGUACAGCUGGGAAACACCAAGGGAAGGAAACAAUUGUAAGCGUUUGAUAUAGACCCUCAAACUGGUGGUAAAGUUGGGGGAGACAUUAAAAGGAAAUUAGAGAUGCAAGCAAUAAAGGUACAGUUAUAAUUUAAUUUUAACUUUAAUUGGCAUAUUGAUUAAGCAAAUUAAAUGUGUAAGGACCGUAGAGGAGGAAUUCCUGAAAUGUGUAUGAGAUGGUUUUCUGGAUCAAUACAUUAGGGAACCAACUACAGAACAGGCCAUCCUAGAUUGGAUAUCGUGUAAUGAGAAAGGAACAAUUGGCAGUCGAGUUGCACAAGAACCCCUGGGGAAGAGUGAGCACAAUAUCACAGAAUUGUUAUAGUCCAUUAUAAAACAUUUAAUAGCAGACCACUUUGAAAAUAGUGACAGGAUAGGAAAGAGCCAGAAGGGAUUUACAAAAGGAAAAUCACACUUGACAAAUUUGCUGGAAUCUUUUGAGUAUCUGACCAAACUUGAUAAAAGCAAGGAGCCAGUGGCUUUGGUUUACUUACACUUUCAGAAGCUUUUUGAUAAGGUCUCACAAAUGAGAGUAGCAUGCAAAACUAAACCGCAUGAUAUUGGAGGAAUAUUCAAAUAGGAAUAGAGAACUGUAUGGCAGACAGAAUAAAAGGGUAGAAGUAAAUGGAUUUUUUCCUAGUGGCAGGCAGUAACUAGUGGGGUACCGUAGAGAUCUGUGCUUGGACCCUAACUUCACAUUGCAUAUUACUGAUUUAGAUGAGGGAAUUAACUAUGAUAUCUGUAAAUUUGCAAAUGGUACAAAGCUAGCUGGAAGGGCGAGCUCUGAGGAGAUGCUUCAGUGUCAUUUGAACAAGUUGAGUGAGGGGGCAAAGGCAUGGCAGAUGAAGAAUAAUGUGAAUAAAUAUGAGAUUAUCCACUUUAGUAGCAAAAACUGGAAGAUGGAUCAUUAGCUAAAUGAUGACAGGUUGGGAAAGUGAAAUGAACAGUGAGGUCUGAAUAUUCUUUAACCUGUGCAGCUUUCAUGUGACACCAAAGCUUUUCACAAAUAUGCUCUCCUGUACAUUAAAGUUGCCAGAGCAAUGGUGGCAGAAAACCAAAGAGGAGGGAUUGCCAAUUUUUGAAGCAGGAGAAGUACAGGUGAUUUUACAAAUUAUGUCUCCAUUGGACAAACCUGCACCCUUUCUUAACUGUAAAGAAUUUCACUUUGUAAAUGUCCAGAACCUAGUGGCUCAAUCUUAGACUGUUGCCAGGGAUGGAGUCAGUAACUGCUGAGUAGAGUUUGGAGCAGGAUCAGAAAAUAAUGGUGUGAAUCUUCUCAGUGUGGAGGAAAUGUAUGCCCAUCAAUUACUGGAUACCAAAUAAGCAGUCUCAUAAUUUAGUAAUGUGAUGGAUUCAAGAAAAGUGUUUGUAAAAUAGAACUGGGUGUCAUCACAAUAAGAGACCACAUGUUAUUCCUUCUUGGAAUAUAAACUGAAAUGGAAGUCAGAUUGCUAUCAGUGAAAUUCUAGAAGAGUUUUGUAAAUUAGAGAAAUCAAGUGGUGCACAACUUCAGCACACAAGAAAAUGUUACUUUCUGUAGCAGUGAGAUUGUUACAUUCAUACUAACAGUUUUUGAAUUUGGGAAAAAUUCCCUCAGGAGAGCCCCCAGAUUGAUCAAACUACAGUUUGCUACAGAUUUGUAAGUGCAGAUCCAUCAGAGAUCUCCAUAGCUGGCAAACUGAAAAUAUCUCCCUCUGGCUUCGCCUAGUAUGAGUGAAAAGAUAAAACAAAGAAUUCUUACAAGAAAAGACUUAGGUCUACUGGAUCAACUAUUGAAUUGUGGAACAACCAGAGUGCAUCAUUGCUGAAUUGAAAAGGAACUUUGAGAGAUAAUUUAACCCACACUUGUGAUCUGGACUUCUGAUCUUGCGAAUUUUGUUUUCCCAGUCUGUCUUUUCCCAACCAUAAGUGUUUGUGUCAAGCCAUUAGUCUUUAAUAUGUUUUAUUUAUGAAAAAUUAUGUUUAUACUUGAGGUUUUAAAGGAUAUAGUUUAAAUCACAUUGUAAUA